Paramecium pentaurelia is the source of this 565-nucleotide messenger RNA. The record is from the annotation of a GenBank genome assembly. NCBI's taxonomy places the organism in Eukaryota, Ciliophora, Oligohymenophorea, Peniculida, Parameciidae.
AUGAUAAUUAAAAUUUUAUAUAGUGAAUAACUUGGAAUAGGUUAUUGUAUUAAAGAUGAUUCAAUAAACAUUUUGAUUAAAAGACACUGUGGUAUAAAAAUAAAGGGUCAUUAUUUUAUAAGUUUAUUUGAAAUCUAUUAUCUCUUAAAUUAUAAGGAAUGUAUAGUAUGUCAAUAUAAUGAAGAAUUAAAAGAGUAGUAUGAUUUUGAUAAGUAUCUUUGGAUAAAUGAUCCUGUAGAUUUUUUAAAUAUAUUAAAACCAGAUGUUAAUAGAUUAUGUUCAUAUAUGCAAAUAAGAAAUAUGGAUCAUUAUUUAAGAUGUUAAUUAUCAAUAGAAUAAAUGGAGAAAAUAAAUUAAUAAAUCAAAAAUUUACCAAGAAAGAAAAUAAUUGAAGAUGAAUAAUAUUAAAAUAGAAAUUGUGAAUUUUUACUUUAUAAAGUUAUAAGUGAUUAUAAAAAUAAUGUGAGAGGAUUGAAAUUAUCAUUAGUUUUAUUUAAAGAUUAAAUAGAUGAAGAAAUAGUUAAAAAUGCAGAUAUAAUUGGUUUAAUGGAAAAUGGAGAAGUGA